UCACUGAACGACACUAAAAUCAGAACCGCGUGCAAGUAAAAAAUCUUAGAAAUAAUGAUGAACAUAAGUAAAAGUGGACAUAUAAUACGCUUUAUAAAGUUCUGGAUGCAGAAUCUGUAAAUUUUUAAUCGACUUUGUGUAAAUUAUCAGUAAUAUUUGUACGCAAAAGCAUCAUAUGACAGCAACUCAGUACUAUCUGUGAAUUUUAACGCAACUACAGAGAUGUACAUAAAUACAUCUGCAUACAUACAUAAAUGUAUGUUAACAGAAAUGUUCCUGAUAUAUUUUAGAUCAUUAACAUAAGCAUUAAAUAAGAUUGAUUUUUCCUGCAUGAAUCAUAUGCACAGGCAUAUAUACAGAUUCAUAUGGUGAAUAAUCCCAUAUACAUUUUGUUAGCAUAUACAUACAUACAUACGUUUAUAUUUGUAAGUGUAUGUACUUCAGAUAUAUACGUUGAUCAAGCACCUCCAAAGAUACAAUUUUAAGUCGAUCUAGAUCUAUAACCACAUAGGCAUGCUUUUGCAUGCGUCGUUGUGAAUAUGCCAUUGAUCGCUGUUCGACGAAAAAUGAGCUUGAAAUGUAUAAUCAAUUAUCUGUUAGCUAUUGAACCUGAAGCCGCUUCUAUAAUCGCCCAAUACAAAAAAACCGACCGCAAACACAGACUUAUUUUCCCAAAGUGGCAUGUGAACACUAUUGAACUUUCAAAAUCAUUUAUAAAAGCAACCGCAAUCCUUGAUACUGCAUGUCAAAGCUGCGGAAAAUCUUUGUAAGGUUGUUGUGCUUACAAACGCAAUAAAGUCUCGACGACACACAAGCUUUGAUUACAAUACUUGGCAUUCUCAGCUGCUUGGGACAGUCAACACAAUACGUUUAUCCCUGGGAUUUUAAUAUCGUAAUGAAUUCAGUUAAAGGUGCUACAAAGAAGCAGCAGGAGACAAAUUGGGUAUUAAAGAGAAAGCUGCUCAAACGGUGCUACAGUUUGUCAGCAGUGUCAAAGUCAGUUGACUGGUGGACUGGCGUCAGCGUCCUGCCCAGCGGGACAAGGAUAAACUUGGACAUUUUGCAGAAGGAUUACGUUAAGCAGUUCUUCUUUGAAAAGCGUGUUGGAAGCGGAGGAGCGUACGAGAUUUCAAAACAAUAUCGGUUGUCCAGCGCCUUCUCGAACUUUGGAUGAUUAAAGAGGAUUUGGGGUAUCAGCCUGGCAGCGUACACCCAUCCUUAUAAGCUCACAUGUUCACAUAGAUAACAUCUUCAGUUGGCUGUCUGACAAAGAAAUCGCAAGAAAUCGCGAUUAAAAUUUUCAGAGCUCAAUAAUUGGCGAUCCAACAUCAACGUCUAUCCUUUCCUUUUCCAUUGACCAGUUUAUCGGACAAACGAAAAUGUCAUCAGUCAGAUUCUAUAGGAUUUCAUGUUGCAUCACAGUGAUUGAUUGUGAAACGCAACAGUUUCGUAGCUGACAUUACAGCCACAUAUUAUAUCAGCGCAUUGCAAAUUAAGUUCUGAAUUACCGAGUUCUUUCCUCGUUGAAAACAUGUCUGUUAGUCAAAGUGAAGACGCAGACAUCGCAGCCUCUCGUCCAGAGACGCUGCACUUGCAAUCUAUGUCAAACGCCACUGUAAACUCGGGAGAGCCGGAUUUGGAGACAGAGGAAUAUUAUCCCUUUUCACGAAUUGCUACCAAAAACAAUCGCUUAAAGCUUAAUUGGUGGCAUUCACCCACACAACCUCAAGAUGUGGAAGCAGCAUUCUUGCAGCCUGAGAGAAGGGAGCAAAGAGGACAUGGACAUGCAAAUAUAAUAAAUGCUGUGGAUAAUAAUAAUACCGUAGUUCAUGGCUGCCUUAACACGCCAACAAAGUUAGUUUCCGUCCUUCAACGAAGUCAGCCCGAUCGAGAUCAGAAACUGCUCACAGGCGAUACAAAAAACGAGACUCCCUUUGAUCCGGGCGUUGAAGAAUUUAACAUGAAGGACUCUCAACGACUUGUCUAUGAUCCGAAACCAUGCAAUGGUCUAUUAAAUCAAGACCAGGAAGACCAGAUGAACUUAUCCGGAUAUCGGCGCUGUUAUGUUCGCAGUGUUCUCUGCUGGGUCUGCAUUGUCCUCACUGGAGGUCUACUGCGACUCGUGCUACACUGGUGGCGCCAUUGGUAUUUGUUCGCCACCUGCCAUCAGUGCCCCCUAGAUGAGGCAGAUCAGGUAUUGAUAGUAGAAGACUAUCAAGGCAAGCACAAGCUGUAUCACGUGAAGAGCGUUCGCGUUUUAAAUAUAAAUCACCUGAAGUCAUUAUUACUAAAAGGAUAUCCAAAAAGUAGUGAAGUCGAGGAUAAUAAUUUGCAAAUCUCAGUGCAUUUUACAUCAGCCCAGUUCAAAAAUUGUUCGUCCAUUCGGAUAUUCCGGUGCAAGCAAUUGGUAUAUGCGUGGGAUAGCACACUGAAUUGCUUUAAUAAAGUGAAUGGCCUCGACCUUAACGUGCCUUGUUCAUACUACCAUCAGCAGCGUGGCUUAACAGUGAAUGAGCAGCUAUCCAGGCGCAUAGUUUUUGGUGAAAAUGAGAUAACUGUGCCAUUGCGAGAUGUCAAAACGUUACUCUUCCUCGAAGUGCUCAACCCGUUCUAUGUGUUUCAAAUAUUCUCGGUUGUCCUGUGGUUUACCUACGACUAUUACUAUUAUGCUUGUGUUAUCCUCUUAAUGUCUAUCUUUGGAAUAACCAUGUCCAUUUUGCAAACGAAAAAGAAUCAAGAUGUACUUCAAAAAACAGUGCACAAUACUGGGAAUGCUUUGGUUUUGGACUCAAAGGGUGUUUCCAAAGAGUUUCCAACCCAAACUCUUGUACCGGGGGAUAUAAUUGAAAUACCUUCAUCAGGAUGUACAAUGCAGUGUGAUGCAGUAUUAUUAUCAGGCAACUGUAUUCUGGAUGAAUCGAUGCUUACGGGCGAAAGUGUUCCGGUAACAAAAACUCCGUUGCCUCCGAAACGUGAUAUGAUUUUUGACAAGAAAGAACAUGCCAGACACAUACUCUUUUGUGGAACAAAGGUUAUUCAGACGAGGUAUAUUGGAUCUAAAAAAGUAUUGGCAUUCGUAAUUAACACCGGUAACAUAACGGCAAAAGGAGAACUAAUUCGAUCCAUUCUUUAUCCUCCACCUGUGGACUAUAAGUUUGAACAAGAUUCAUAUAAAUUUAUUCAGUUCUUGGCAUUAAUUGCUUGUGUUGGAUUUAUUUACACACUAAUAACAAAGAUAAUGCGGGGAACGGAUCCGGUAAAAAUAGCAGUUGAAUCUCUGGACCUAAUUACUAUUGUUGUACCUCCCGCCCUCCCAGCUGCAAUGACAGUCGGUCGCUUUUAUGCACAGAAGCGUUUAAAGGCUAACGACAUCUUUUGUAUCUCUCCACGGUCUAUUAACGUGGCAGGAAGCAUUAAUUGCUGUUGCUUUGAUAAGACUGGUACCUUAACGGAGGAUGGGCUGGAUAUGUGGGGGGUGGUCCCUAAGUCGUCCACUAACCAAUUUCAAAUACCCUUUAAGAACGUGAAUCGUCUGCCAUAUGAUCACUUUCUUUUUGGCAUGGUAACGUGUCACUCGAUUACUGUACUGAAUGGUACGAUGAUGGGUGACCCACUGGAUCUUAAAAUGUUCCAGUCAACGGGGUGGAUACUUGAGGAUUCUUCAGAUAUACCGGAUAAUGAGAAAUAUGGGCUUAUUUAUCCAACCAUUCUGCGCCAACCAAAAGACUCUUCUAAUACUUCGUCACAUACUAAAACAGGGAUUCGACGACAGUCAUCAGUGGAUGAUUUAUUGGCUAAUGUUGGCCUUUCGCAAACCCAGAAAAGCUUUGAUCAUGGGAUUGUACGAGAAUUCCCAUUUACCUCAAGUCUUCAGAGAAUGUCGGUCAUCACUCGUUGUCUCAGCGCACAAGGAUUUAAUGUAUACUGUAAAGGCUCUCCGGAAAUGUUACAACAGCUGUGCAGACCUCAGAGCCUACCAGAUAACUAUUCUCAACAGUUGUCGACUUUCGCCAAAAAGGGAUACCGAAUUAUAGCCUUGGCAUUCAAAUCUCUCGCACCCAAGAUUAAUUAUACAAAAGUUCAGCGAUUUUCCCGCGAGGAAGUUGAACUUAAUCUGGAGUUCCUUGGCUUUGUUAUCUUAGAGAACCGACUCAAGCCCGAUACUACAACAGUAAUCCAUGCACUAAACGCAGCCAAGAUAAGGACGAUAAUGGUGACUGGAGACAAUAUUUUAACUGCCACGAGUGUUGCACGGGACUGUGGCAUAGUGUCUCCUUCACAAGCGGUAAUUACGGUGCAUGCCGAUCCAGUUGAUGUGGUUGCAGUUACACAAACACAUGCUCACAGUAGUCAAACUAGUCCUGGUGAUACAAAAUGCGCGUCCGAACAAUAUCGACAUAGGCAAUACAAACUUCAGUACACACUGGACUUGGGGAGCAGGAACACUACGUCAUCUCAAUGGAAAUCUAAUUGCAAUGGAAACACUGUAACACAAGAUAGUAACUUAAGUGGCAAUUGUCCACCAACGCUUUACCGGUUGAUGUCUACAAAUUCGUUAGCUAAUGGGUCGAACACUAGUUAUGCCGAAAGCAUUUUUCCCAACAGUGAUAGCUUGGCUAGUGUAAAAACCGUGGACACAUGGACCCACAACGAGGCGAUUGAAGUCGACGUUGAGCUCGGAACGGAAUUCACUCAAGACGAUAACUGGAAGCGCCAUUAUAUAUUUGCAAUGGAUGGUAAAACGUGGCAAAUUAUAAAGGAACAAUUUCCUGAGGAACUAGGAAUUCUUUUAACGCGUGGAGCUAUUUACGCCCGUAUGUCGCCCGAGCAAAAGCAAGCACUGGUUAUGGAACUUCAAAAAUUGGAUUACUGCGUGGCCAUGUGCGGUGAUGGUGCCAAUGAUUGCGGUGCACUGAAGGUGGCACAUGCUGGUAUUUCGUUAAGUGAGACCGAGUCGUCAAUUGCCUCACCGUUCACUUCGCGCAAUCCCACGAUUGCGGCUGUUCCAAAUGUUAUAAAGGAAGGUCGAGCUGCUUUAGUCACAUCGUUUGGCAUUUUUAAGUAUAUGGCUGCAUAUUCGCUGGUACAAUUCAUAUCUGUGAUGAUACUGUACUCGAUCGACUCGAAUCUAACAGACAAACAGUAUCUUUAUGUUGACCUAGGCUUGAUAUCAAUAUUUGCAUUUUUCUUUGGUAAAACUGAAGCUUUUGAUGGACACCUUGUAAAGCAGGUACCGCUUAGUUCGCUGAUAUCUCCCACGCCAUUGGCGUCGCUCUUAUUGCAUCUAGUCGUGGUGACGGUGUUCCAGGUAGUUGGUUGGUUUCAGCUGCAGCAACAGCCUUGGUUUCAGCCGUUUAAAUCAUCAGAUGAGAAUCACCUAGGUUGCUAUGAGAACUACACCAUGUUUUCAAUAUCCAGUUUUCAGUAUAUUAUACUCGCUUUUGUAUAUUCGAAGGGUGCUCCUUAUCGGAAACCCUUGUGGUCCAAUUGGCCACUAUGCUUAACAUUUAUUGUAAACUGUGUCAUCAUAGUCUAUUUGGUUGUGUACCCAAGCGAGUGGGUAGCUAAUUUUUUUCAACUGGUUGUGCCUCCAGUGAUGAGUUUUCGAUAUGUAAUGCUUAUUUACGGAGCUGCAGCCUUUGUUAUUCAUGUAUUUGUGGAGUCUUUUCUUGUAGAAUAUCUAGUAUUCAAAAAAUAUCAAGUGCGGCGUGACCAAAGCUGGACUACAUCGAAGCAACAACACAUGCGCCUGGAGUAUAAUAUUACCACAAAUGAUAACUGGCCUCCUAUAACUGAAGUAUACGAGCCCCACGAGUCCACUGAUUGGGAAGGAGGGCCAACAUAUGUUAGCUUGUGCGCUGAGCAAAGCCUUGAUACCCAACACAACACCUUCCUAGGAUUUUUUGAUUCAUCAGAUAAUAAUGCUCAUAAUAUAAAACAACCUCCAUCUACCCCUUCUGUAGAACAGUAACGUUUAAGUCAUAUGAAAUUGUACAAAAUCCAAAUAGUUAAUCAUCCUUCUUUGUAAAUAAUUGUGUUUGAAUACAAAAAUUAAAAUAGGAAUACAUAUAUUAAUAGGUGACUAAUUAUAGUUGUGUUCGUAGUAGGGAAUUUAUUAUAAGCUACUUUUUUGUCAUAUCUUUUUCAUACAUGCAGAGUUUGUUCUUAUAUUCGAAGUUGUGAAAAUGUACGGCGAUGCUAUAUAUGCAUAUAUAUAUAGUUUGUAAUAUAUACUACCUCUGAUUUCGGCCGGAAAAAGCACAUUACCAGAUAAUUCUAUUUGUUUUAUAAUAAGUAUUAUAUAUAGAUGAUUUCAUGGAUUAGAUACGCUUCGAUUGAUUGAAUAAAAUCGUUAUGAAUUUA
Messenger RNA from Drosophila obscura, 6363 nucleotides. RefSeq names its product probable cation-transporting ATPase 13A3 (gene anne). NCBI's taxonomy places the organism in Eukaryota, Metazoa, Arthropoda, Insecta, Diptera, Drosophilidae. Gene Ontology annotation, biological process: intracellular calcium ion homeostasis; polyamine transmembrane transport. Gene Ontology annotation, cellular component: membrane. The coding region runs from base 1532 to 5971 and encodes 1479 amino acids. The transcript has 9 exons. Gene Ontology annotation, molecular function: ATP hydrolysis activity; ATPase-coupled monoatomic cation transmembrane transporter activity; polyamine transmembrane transporter activity. The record is from RefSeq and is a predicted model, not a curated record.